Molecule: messenger RNA, 1182 nt
Organism: Durusdinium trenchii
Lineage: Eukaryota; Dinophyceae; Suessiales; Symbiodiniaceae
Source: the annotation of a GenBank genome assembly
AUGGCUCCUCAAGUUCUCAUCGUUGGAGCAGGGAUCACUGGCUCCAUGUUGGCCUUGCUGGCCAAGGACAUGGGGCUUUCCGUACGAGUGCUGGAAAAAUCGCGGGGAGCAGGAGGCCGAAUGGCGACACACAGCUUCCGGCGAGGGGAUCGUUCUACUCCGAUACUCGCCAACGCGGAUUUGGGCGCUCAAUACAUUACAACCAGAUCUUCGCCCGAGCAUCCCUUCCUUGGACCACUCUACAAGCGUUUGACAGACGCAGGUAUCUUGAUUCCGUUCACUGGUGAAGUGGCUGGACCAAAUCCCUAUGGAGCAGGCUCAGACAUCCGUCACUUUGCAGCUCCAAAGGGAAUGCGCUCCAUUGCCGAAUACUUCCUGGAGUCCUCAUCCGUAGCUGUGGAUUGGGGUGUUGCAGUUGAAGACCUUGUUUUGUCCGAAAAAGAAGUUGCUGUCAGUAUCGGUGCUGAUUCACCAAAGAUGGCGGACACCAGGGCCAAUGUGGUCGUCUUGACGCAACCGGUGCUUCAAGUUCUUGGAGCAUCGAAGUUUGGGAUGCGAGGCAGCUUUUUAGCGCAAACCGAUGAGAAGGUUAUGUCGGCUUUGAGGCAAGUGGAGUACUCGGCGCGUUUCGCUGUGGCGUAUUUCUUCGACAAGUCCGAAGUCUCAUGGCCCUUUUCCUGGACCUGCCAUUAUUUUGAUAAAGGUGAUGUACGAUAUGUGGCUCAUGACACUGCUAGACGAGGUGCAAAAGAUGAGCCUUUCAUGGCCGUGCUGGUUCACAGUGGAGUUCCGCUUGGAAUGAAACUUGCAGAUGAAGAGGACCCGUUUCCAACAGCAGCAGCACGUAUGCAAAGUGAGCUGGAGCAGAAGCUCCCCGAGCUUCCGUGGGCUGCAGCGGAGGGCUCGAAGGUCCACAAGUGGAAGUACAGCCAAGUCUACAUAGGCUAUGGUGGGAACAAGCCAAGCCCAAGUUGGGUUUGGCCAGCUGGAGCAGCUGAGGCCAGCCCGGCACCCGGCUGCGUGGAACUUUUCCGCAGUGAUGGCGGACUAGGCCUUUUGUGCGGUGAUGCGAUUGCUCCAGCAAGCAACUUCGAGGGCUGCCUAUACAGUGCUUACAAGGCAGCCGAAGCUUUGCGCUCCCAUUUUGGCAAAUGUGCUGUCACUGAUGAUUUACCAAGAUAA